Drosophila kikkawai is the source of this 2268-nucleotide messenger RNA. It is a transcript of the gene Nup75, whose product is annotated as nuclear pore complex protein Nup75. NCBI's taxonomy places the organism in Eukaryota, Metazoa, Arthropoda, Insecta, Diptera, Drosophilidae. Gene Ontology annotation, biological process: positive regulation of DNA-templated transcription; protein import into nucleus; mRNA export from nucleus. Gene Ontology annotation, molecular function: structural constituent of nuclear pore. Gene Ontology annotation, cellular component: nuclear pore outer ring. The record is from RefSeq and is a predicted model, not a curated record.
CUUGCAUGUUCUUCUUCUUUCUUCCCGCUAGCCGAAAGCAUCCCGGCAACAAAAACAACAACAACGUGUUGGACAUUCUGAAUUCGGAAAAUUAAUUAGUUUAUUCCUGUACAACUUCUACAUCCCGGUGGCCAACUAGUAGACACUGCACCUAGCACAUCCCUAUCAACCACUUGACUCCGAGCCAAAAUGAGUGACAGCAGCGUGCCAGUUUUUGAGCUCGGUGAUCCCUUGUCCACGCUUGGGACCAACACGGUGACUGGCGUCUUUGUGCCGGGUAACAAGAUCGCCUUAAGCGCCUACCGGCAUGUAAAGCACAAUUCGCGGGAUGAGCCCACCGAGACAGCUGGCGAGGCGCCCGUCCUCAUCUACAUGACCCAGGAGACAACGCUGUUUGACGAGCCAGUGCUACGCAGUAUCCUUGCCGAGGCGAACGCCACCUUUGUCACGCUGCAGCAGCUGGGAUUGGAGGCGUCGCGUGCCAAAUAUGUGAAUAUUUCACGGGCAUACCGCAGCAUUGUGCGCGCCUCUCUGGAGAAGCUGCAUCUAGCCAAGAUGUCACCAGAGGUGCAGACGGAUGAGAAGCGGCUGCAGCGCUUCACCGAUGCCAUCAUUGUUUUCUAUGCGGCCGAGUGCUUGUGGCAUCUCUUUGAGAUUCUGUAUGUCCAAAACAAUCAAAUGGUUGUACGCCAACUUCUGGAAUGGGCUCGUUUCCAUUCCCCGCAAACCGAGGAUCGCGCCACCGAUCUAGUGCUGAUGGAAGAGGAAGCCAGCGAAGCGGAUGACUAUUGGAGCAUCCUCAAGUCGCUGAUUCUGUUGGGCCAGGUGGAUUUCGUACGGGCCAUGCUCUCACAGAAUCGCAAGGCUGGACAGCCCGCAUUUAGAGCAGCCGAGUUAAUCCUGAAGUCCAUGCCUGUUUACCAAGAGGGAUAUGCCCUGCAGAAGUUCAAUUCGCAGUGGGAGCACUGGCAUGUGGACACCCAGCGCAAGAUUACGGCCAAUGUGUUUGCCACAGAGCCAGAACUGGAGCAGCUCCUCAAACUGGUUGCGGGCGACAAUAAGGAGUGGGAUGCCGGCAUCAUGGAGUCACAGGAUUGGUACGAAUACCUGCCGGGAUAUCUGCUGUUUACGAAGCCCACCUGCAAACCCUACGAGCUGCGUAUAGCCGCCUCCAAUUGGCUGAACCGCUGGACAUUGCUGCGCCCGGACAAGCAGCUGACCAAUAUGAGCCGCAUGGUCACCCAGCUGAUGGAGCACGACAUCAAGUUGUUUAUAUUCGAGGCCCAGAAGCUGAACGACACGCACUGGUUUUCCACGCAUCUUAUAGACCUAAUCUAUCAUUCCGGUCAGCUAAAGAGCUACUUUGAUCAGCACAACAUCGACCUGCCCGCCCUGCGUCACUCUAUGAUCUACGAGUACGGCAGCUACCUGAUGGGCUCACAUAAUCUUUGGCAGCUGGGCAUCGAUUACCUGGACUGCUGCAAGCAAGAGGGCAAGGCCACAAUAGAGCUGCUCCUGCCACGCAUCCCCAUACGCAGCGAACGACUGGCCACCAAGCUCAUCAGUCUGGCCAGGCAGCGGGGACUCGUGAGCGUUGAAGAGGAGAUAUGCAAGGUUCUUGCCAAGCGAUCGUACGAUAAUCAGCGCUACAGCAAUGCCCUGGAAUGGGCCAUACGCUCCAAGGAUGUGCGGCUGGUCACAGCGAUUGCUGACCAUAUACUGAAGCAUUGCUCGGAGACCGGCAAGCUGCUGUGUGGCGACACCCUGACCUACAUAGGAGGUCGUAUGUUUGCCUCGCCGCGCCUGGUCUUCCUUACCAAGUACCAUGAGUUCCAUCAAUUCUAUCACAACCGUGACUUUCUGGUGGCCUCCGAACUUCUGGUCAAUCUAUUGGAAUCCAAAAUAACCCCCAAUUACUUUUGGCCCUCGUUGAUCAUGGAUGCCUUGCCGCUGCUUGAGUCCAGGGAUCCCAAAAUCUUUGCCAAGGAAACGAUAACCAUUUUGCAUCAAAUUGAAACGGCGCUGGUGCCGAUCAUAGAGCAGAACAAGGAGAAGCAUGGCCAUGACCACACUGCUGCCUUGUUGAAGGACUAUCGGGCGGAAAACAUAGCUGAUAUCAUGAACUUCAUGCGCCUGGCCUGCGCCCGCAAUCUGGCCAGGGCUUUGAUCUUUGAGAACACAGUGAAAUAGGCUUUUCCUCGUUUAUGUUUAGUGUAAUUUAUUCUUGUAUCUUUCACUUUUCCAAUACAUUGUGUGUAAUUUGUUAUA